This is a messenger RNA of Lactuca virosa, 337 nucleotides long. Lineage: Eukaryota; Viridiplantae; Streptophyta; Magnoliopsida; Asterales; Asteraceae. The record is from the annotation of a GenBank genome assembly.
CGUCCCGCCACCGGUUCUGCCUUAUCUUCCCCCUACCCGCUUUCCAGUUCCUAUCCUAAAGCGAGUCCACCUAAACAGUCUUCUGUUCCUCUUUCGAUCCGUUCCUCCCAUCAGAUGUAUGCCCAAAAUUGUCCGUAUGGAAUCACGCCUCAUCCGCUUAUCUGCUUCUCACUCUAUUCGAUUUUGGCCUCCAUUCCAUGUCGGCAUCGUCGGGAGAAGAAGGUGGACUAACGUUACCUUCGUCUAUACGCAUUCUGUGUACUUUAUUAGGUAUAAGAUUCUGGAAGCAAUAGGUGGGAAAUAUAGCUCAGAGCUCUUCUCAUUCUGGUUUUGUUAG